AUCUCAAUCAUUAUCAUUUUGUGCUCGACAUUGAUCUGACAGGGAACUUCUGUAGAGGCGCGACGAUGGACUGAUGAUGAAUUGCUGCUCUCCGUUAUUUCAAUGUGCAUUUGAUCAUCACUGAAUAAAAAUGACACUUAGCGAAACAUUAAAUAAAGCGUUAAUCGAAGGGCAUGAAAAUGGCUCUCCUGAUGGGGCUGCAAAGCUUGGCUUUUUCAAAAAUGAUGACGGACGCGAAAACGCUGAAAACGUGUUCGUGCUCGUCGCCCACUACGACUUCAAGGACGGCGAAGACGAUUGGCCCCGGACAGGAAACGACAAGGAUGUUGCGAACCUGAGGAAAACAUUUGCUGUAAACCGAAACUGCCGGUUCAGAGAUUUGCCGUCGCCAAAGAAGGAGGACCUUUUGGCUCUGUUGGCCGACGGGCAACUUCUAAAGAAAUUUUUUGCUUCAGAAGACGCAGAGCCAUCGGUGUUUAUUUUCAUCAUUUUGUCGCACGGAGGUUCCGAGGGGAAGAUUUACACAGACGAAAAUAUCGGCCCAGGACCGAAAGAUUACGACUCAUUCAACACAAAGCAAUUGUUUGGGAAACUGGAAAAAACAUUUGCUAAUAGCUUGCGGCUCAUAUUCCUUGGGCCGUGCAGAGGCGGACUUGAUAUUGGAGAUUCAAAUCCUACAGAAAACCAAGACACGACAAAAAACUAUUCAAGCAAAGUUUCGUUUGAGCCAAAAAUGCACAACACGGUCAUUUUCUACUCAACUGUUGAAACAACAAACGCAGGCCGAGAUAAAGAUAAGGGGACUUGGCUUGUUCAGUGUUUGUGUGAACAGCUCAAUCUGAUGAGAGAGAACGAGAGCAUUGCUCAUUUCUCCACCGGAAUUCAAAAUAGAACUCACAAAUGGGCAACUAAACUUACUUUCAUUAAUGGAAAGCAAAUGGAACAAACAAUGGAAACCAAAAUGUUUCCUCAUGACAGAAUCUUCAAAUUUUCUGUAAUGGAAAACUGUUGCAAAGCAGCGAUCUUCAGAUCAGGCCAGGUGCAAUCUACAAUUGAAUUUGAUUGGAUGAAUCCGCACUCAAAAUCCAUUUUCAGAGGAAAACUGGCAGCGAUAUUUCAUCAAGGAAACGAGACUGAAGAAUUAGAAUUCAUUCUCUCUGAAAAUCUUGGAUUUGAGACUAAAAAAAUAAAAUUAGACUCUCAAGUUGUAAAGAAGUACUUUCAGGAAUUGACGGAAAAAUCGUGGAUCGAGUACGGAUGCUUCGCAGCCUUCUUUUUUGCUCAAGUCACAGAAAAUAAGGAGAAUCAAGUUUGCGUAAACCUGAGUGGAAAUGAGCAAAAACCGAUCGGCGAGUUGAUUCACUCGCUUCUUGGCUCAGAGUCAAAAGAGUGGCGGGGAAAACCGAAGCUUUUCUUCCUGAUUGACGUAGGGACAGCGGCUGGGGACGCUGCAGGGACACUAUCAAACCAACCAAAAAUAAAAUUUCGAAAGGCGACCCCUCACAGCGGCUGGAUGAUUUUUAUUCUUCGAAACAAAGAUCUUUUGCCAAAACUUUUAGAGGUUUUAGUGAGCAUGGAAAUAAAAGGCGAGAGGAGUCUUCAGGAAUGCCUGGACGACCUGCUCGUUCAAUCAAAUGAAGAUAGGAAAGAAAUUAUCCCGCAAACGAUGCUUGUCUCUACUUUGCCGUACUCGCUGCAUUUCGCGCGGACAUUCGUCAAACCAAACUUCAGAAUAAAAGUCGACGAUUCUUUUGAUCGUGUGUAUUUAGAAAAGCUAAUUGAAGAAGCGAUGGAAGUGGAGAAGAAUCCUAUUUGGCUUUUGUCGUCCCUUUCGGGCUCAGGAAAGACGACCGUGAUGAGCGAAAUCGCUCUUGAACUUCAAAGGAGACUUUGCAGGGUCAAGGUUUUCAAAAUCAGCCUUUUGCAAGACGUCUUAAGUCUUCUUCCAAAUAAAAAAGUGUCUCCUUCCUUGGUCACUGUGAUUUCAUCUGCAACUCGAGUUGAUGAGAAAGAAAUUGAAUUUUUAAUCAUGGAGAAAAAAAUCAUUCUGAUGUUUGACGGAUUUGACGAGAUUUGCCCCUUUCGAAGGGAUGCGGUGCUAAAUUUGCUACAAAAAGCGGUUGAAAGAGAAAUUCCGAUUUGGAUUUCGACGCGACCGCAAGAAGAAGUUGCGAUAAGGACGAAACUGGGCGAUUGGCAGAAAAUCUGCGAAGCCAGAAUUUUGCCCCUUGAUGCAGAAAAUCAAACUGACCUUUUGAAGAUGACUUCAAAAAGGGAUGCCGAUGAAUGCAAGAGGUUGAUCAAAAACUUUGAAAACAACGGAUCUGACGAUGUCAUGAGCAAUCCUCUUCACUUGACAAUGAUCGCUCAAUUAGAAGAAUCAUUUUUGGGAAACGAUUCUCAAAACUUGUUUAACAUUUACGAGAAAAUUGUCAAGAAGAAAAUAAGUGAAAUGCUUGCUGUAGAUUACAUAUACGGGAGUCGUAGGUACGAGAUGGAAUUUGAAUAUUGUGAGAAAGAACUGCAAACCAUUUCACUUUCAUAUCUAAAUAACAAGAGUGUAAAGGACUUGAAAUAUCCCCGCAAUGGAAUCGUGACUCUGAUUGAUGGAAACAUCGUUUUUGUGCACCAAACGUUCGCGGAAUUUCUCGCUGCUCAAAAUUACAUUGAAUGCCUGAAGGAAGAAAUAUUAAAUAAUGAUGGAAUGCCUUUGGAUUUAUUGGAACAAAAAUACAGACAAGUUAGAAAAUUUGUGGAAAUGAAAAUAUCCAAGUUGAGAGAUGAAGAAACUCCAAUUUUGAAUUCAUUGUUCAAAGUUUUAAGUGAGAACAUUACCAGAGAAACGAUUUUUGAAAUUUUCAUCAGCGAAAACCUGUCAACCAUGUUCUCGCUUUUUGAGAACCAAAUAUCCUUCAGCAACAAUGGCAGCAAAUUAAAAUUUCAUUUUGAAAAUAGCUAUCAAAUUUUAAAAGAGGCUUGUUGGAACAGCGAAAAAAUCGCCUUGAAACUUUUGAAUCUUGGCGCAUUUGAAAGCUUUGAAUUUUCAAAAAUCAAAGAAAUCACAAAAAUACUUUCCGGUGCGAUUCAGAAAAAUUUUGAGCUCCUCUUUUCUGCGCUCGUAAAAAAGUGUUCCACUAACAGUCUAAUUCAAAAAUGUCGAGCGGAUGAUAAUAAAAUGAGUCAUGCUGUUAAGAAAGCUUCUCGCAAGAAUCACCACAAGAUGCUUGGAUUGGUGAUUGAAAGUGGAUUAAUUGAGCUGCGCGGUCGGGUCGGAAGAGAAGCAUUGCAAACUGCAGAAAAAUUCAACAGCGUCGAGUGUGUUCAACUUCUCUUUCAGCACGGCGUUGCUAGUGCCUUCUAACUUCUAAAUAUUUUUAACUUUAUACGACUAAAAUACUAAGAGAAACUUAACCAUAACAAGGAAUUAAGCACGGUACAAAAAUCAAACCACCCGAAGAACUCACAAUGAAACUGUCUGGAAGUGAUAUUGAUGGAGGAAGUCAGAAGUGUUGAAGUGGCCAAGUUCGCAAUAUUCAAAUGGUUAAUUAAAUUUAAUGUUCUCUAGUAAAGUAAUCAUUAUCAUUUUAUUCAAUAAUA
Molecule: messenger RNA, 3597 nt
Organism: Neocloeon triangulifer
Lineage: Eukaryota; Metazoa; Arthropoda; Insecta; Ephemeroptera; Baetidae
Exons: 11
Coding region: 131-3361 (1076 amino acids)
Biological process (GO): proteolysis
Molecular function (GO): cysteine-type endopeptidase activity
Source: RefSeq, a predicted model, not a curated record